Molecule: messenger RNA, 879 nt
Organism: Eutrema salsugineum
Lineage: Eukaryota; Viridiplantae; Streptophyta; Magnoliopsida; Brassicales; Brassicaceae
Product: proline-rich receptor-like protein kinase PERK8
Exons: 1
Coding region: 1-879 (292 amino acids)
Source: RefSeq, a predicted model, not a curated record
AUGAAAGGUUUCUUUGGACUUUUGGUGCUUCAUUUCAUAUGUUUCACGUUAUCUGUAGCUACUCGCGAAAGUUUUUUCUUUGCCUCUGAUUUUGAUGUAGCUAAAAACGUUUCUAGUAAUUUGAACGAUCACGAAUCUCUAACAUUUUCAGCAGAAAAUGUUGAAGUGAGGAGAGAAGUUCCAAGUGGUCCGAGUAAUGAGACAUCUCCACCUACACCACCAUUGUCCAUAACAGAUAUUGUAGUAAAGAGAGAAGUUCCAAGCGAUCCGAGUAAUGAGACAUCUCCACCUACACCAUUGUUGUCCAUUGCGGAUUUUGAAACCAAAAGAGAAAUUCCAAGCGGUCCGAGUAAUGAGACAUUUCUACCUACACCACGGUUGUCCAUUGCAGAUUUUAAAACCAAGAGAGAAGUUCCAAGCGGUCCAAGUAAUGAGACAUCUCCACCUACACCACAGUUGUUUAUUGCGGAUUUUGAAGCUAAGAGAGAAGUUUCAAGCGGUCCGAGUAAUGAGACAUCUCCACCUACACUACCGUUGUUUAUUGCGGAUUUUGAAGCCAAGAGAGAAGUUCCAAGCGGUCCGAGUAAUGAGACAUCUCCACCUACACCAUCGUUGUCCAUUGCGGAUUUUGAAACCAAGAGAGAAGUUCCAAGUGGUCCGAGUAAUGAGACAUCUCCACCUAUACCACCGUUGUCCAUUGCGGAUUUUGAAGUCAAGAGAGAAGUUCCAAGCGGUCCGAGUAAUGAGACAUCUCCACCUACACCAUCAUUGUCCAUUGCGGAUUUUGAAACCAAGAGAGAAGUUCCAAGCGGUCCGAGUAAUGAAACAUCUCCACCUACACCACCGUUGUCCAUUGCGGAUAUCGUAAUGAAGAUUUGA